Messenger RNA from Lolium rigidum, 727 nucleotides. Its product is annotated as abscisic acid receptor PYL5-like. The transcript has a single exon. Gene Ontology annotation, biological process: abscisic acid-activated signaling pathway. Gene Ontology annotation, molecular function: protein phosphatase inhibitor activity; signaling receptor activity; abscisic acid binding. Gene Ontology annotation, cellular component: cytoplasm; nucleus. The coding region runs from base 110 to 727 and encodes 205 amino acids. The record is from RefSeq and is a predicted model, not a curated record. Lineage: Eukaryota; Viridiplantae; Streptophyta; Magnoliopsida; Poales; Poaceae.
CUUCUUCCUUGCCGACCUCUCUGGUCUCUGCAAGCUCCUCCUCGCGUCUAAGAAACCAAGAAGAGCUUAGCUUGAAGAGGAUCAGCAGGGUAGUGAGCAAGAGAUUAUAAUGCCGUGCACAUCUCUACGGCCGUCGGCGCCGCAGCGUGCCCGGAUCGCGGGUGGAGGCGGGUGCGGGUGGAAGGCGGCAGCGCACGCGGCGUCGUGCGUAGCGGUGCCAGCGGAGGUGGCGCGGCACCACGAGCACGCUGCGGGGGCCGGGCAGUGCUGCUCGGCGGUGGUGCAGGCGAUCGAGGCGCCCGUGGACGCGGUGUGGGCGGUGGUGCGGCGCUUCGACCGGCCGCAGGCGUACAAGAACUUUAUCCGGAGCUGCCGCCUCGUGGACGGCGACGGCGGUGAGGUGGCGGUGGGCUCCGUGCGCGAGGUGCGGGUGGUCUCGGGCCUCCCCGCCACCAGCAGCCGCGAGCGGCUGGAGAUCCUCGACGACGAGCGCCGCGUGCUCAGCUUCCGCGUCGUCGGCGGAGAGCACCGCCUCUCCAACUACCGGUCGGUGACCACCGUGCACGACACCGCGGCGACGGGCGGCGCCGUCGUGGUGGAGUCGUACGUCGUGGACGUGCCCGCAGGGAACACCGCCGACGAGACGCGCACGUUCGUGGACACCAUCGUGCGCUGCAACCUCCAGUCGCUGGCGCGCACCGCCCAGCAGCUCGCCCUCGCCGCCUAG